Messenger RNA from Xiphophorus hellerii (green swordtail), 3483 nucleotides. RefSeq names its product quiescin Q6 sulfhydryl oxidase 1 (gene qsox1). NCBI's taxonomy places the organism in Eukaryota, Metazoa, Chordata, Actinopteri, Cyprinodontiformes, Poeciliidae. Gene Ontology annotation, cellular component: Golgi membrane. The transcript has 13 exons. The record is from RefSeq and is a predicted model, not a curated record. Gene Ontology annotation, molecular function: flavin-dependent sulfhydryl oxidase activity; protein disulfide isomerase activity. Gene Ontology annotation, biological process: protein folding. The coding region runs from base 213 to 2648 and encodes 811 amino acids.
AGUUUAUCUCUGUUUUAUCAGAGACGAGUGGAAGGGGAGAGCCUGUCUCUGCUGCGCUGUGGGCUUUGGCACUUCGCUCGGCAGUGGGAGGGCCCACUCAGGGUGCUGACCUUAAACAAACAGUGGGCAGAACAAGUUGAGUGAAGUUUGUGACAGUGGUUCAGAGAGUGUCGCAGCUCGGAGUCUCGGCUAGCGGUGCAGCUGUUGCUCGGAUGAGGAAGAUGGCGCGGCGCUGCGGCCGUGCCACGUCUCGGUUUGGUGAAGAACACGAGAUUUCUGUCAGCAUGACAGCGACUGCAGCCUUUUUCUUCUGCUUGUGUCUCGCUUUUCCGCCUGCCGCCGAGGCCGGACUGUACACGGCUUCCGACCAGAUCGUGCUCUUGUCAGAGCAGAAUGUGGGCUCGGUUCUGGUUAACUCCUCCGCUGCUAUGGUCGUGGAGUUUUACGCUUCAUGGUGCGGACACUGCAUCUCAUUUUCUCCCACUUAUAAAAAGCUGGCCAGAGACAUCAAAGAGUGGAAACCAGCAGUGAACAUGGCUGCUGUAGACUGUGCUGCUGACGAAAAUGUAAAAAUUUGCACGAAGUACAAAAUCAGAGGAUAUCCCACCUUAAAGUUCUUCCAUGCCAACUCAUCUGCAAAUUCAUUAGGGAAGCCCUACAGAGGUUUAUCCCGUGAUGUUCAAGAACUCCGCCACAUGAUCAUAGACAGUCUGGAGUCUCCUGGUGAUCCCUGGCCCCCCGCCUGCCCUCCGCUGGAGCCCACCAGUGAAGCAGAGAUCAACAACUUCUUUGAAACCAACACGGUUCAACACCUGGCCUUAAUCUUUGAAAAGGAAAAAUCCUACAUCGGCAGAGAAGUGACCCUUGACCUGCUGCAGUUUGAGAACAUUACUGUGAGGAGGGUUCUGAACACGGAGGGACGUCUGGUGUCCAAACUGGGAGUGACAGAGUUUCCCUCCUGCUACCUCUACUAUCCAGAUGGGAGGUUCGAGAGACUCGUAGUCAAGUUUGAAGUUCGCACCUUCUACUUCUACGCCCUCCAGAGGCUGCCGGGUGUGGUGCGCUCAGGGAAACCUCCACCCGUCUUCAUAGAACUCCUUAAGAACCGCACAGAAGAGCCCUGGAGAGACUUCAACAGUUCCCGGGUGUACAUGGCAGACCUGGAGUCAGCGCUGCAUCAUUCGCUGCGUGUGGAGCUGGCUCUCCAAAGUGUCAUCAAAGGAAAUGCUCUGACUGCUCUGAAAGCUUACAUCUCUGUCCUGGCAAAGUACUUCCCCGGCCGUCCUGUGGUGAUGAACUUGUUAAAGUCUCUGAACUCUUGGCUACAGAACCAGAAUGAAGGUCCCAUUUCCUACGAAGCUUUUAGAGAGCGAGUGGAUAACACAGCACAGGUUCCAGACGCUGCGUUGCCUGAGGGAGUGAGGUGGGUGGGCUGCCAGGGUUCACAACCCCACUUCAGACGUUAUCCUUGUGGGGUCUGGACCCUCUUCCACGUUCUCACUGUCCAGGCCAACAACGCUGGAGGCUCAGAUCCAAAGGAGGUGCUAAAUGCAAUGAGAAACUACAUCCACAACUUCUUUGGCUGCAGAUAUUGUGCAGACCACUUUGAGAACAUGGCGAGGGAGGGUCUGGAGGAAGUGACUACGCUGCCAUCAGCAGUCCUGUGGUUGUGGUAUCGUCACAAUCGAGUCAAUAACAGAAUUGCAGGUGAUUUGAGUGAAGACCCUUACUUCCCAAAGAUCCAGUGGCCGUCCCCGGAAAUGUGUCCGUCCUGCCACACGGUGAAGUACAACGGCGAGCACACCUGGAACAAGGCGCAGGUUAUUCCCUUCCUCGGGUCCUACUUCUCCUCCAGCCACAUCCUAACAGAUUAUCUUGAGAAUGAAGACAAGAUUUUGGAAAAGCAAAGGGCAAAACAUUCCCAUCAGCUGCAAGAGUCACUGGUUCAAAGACAUGCAGACAGAAUAGUUAGGGAAGCCUCAAACCCCAUUACAUCUCCGCCGCCAUCAUCUGUGCAAGAAGGGGAGGAAGACGAGGGACCUCAAGAGGAAGAAGAAGAAGAGGGACCACAGGAUGAAACGGAGGCUUAUGAGGAGAACAACGAAGGCGGGGAGGAAAAUCCAGCUCCUGCAGCUAGCGACCGCGGCCACCAGCAGGCUCACCGGAUACCGAGCAUCAUCGGGAUGAGGCUUCGUCCGCGGAGGGAAGACAUCGUGGAUCUCGACUCGUUUGUGAACCAGCAUUUUAAGGCCAAGGCUCUGCAAAUGGCUGCUUCCAGCCUGGUUAAGCAACGCACCCUGCAAACAAAGGUAGAGCAGGAGCCCCGCCCAGCGUUCGGCCUCGGCAUCGAGCUGGACGCAGGACUCGGCAUGGUGGGCCUGCAGCCAGUGGAUGAAUUCAAUGAGAUGAAUUCAAUUCACCAAGGAAAGGGGCUGAAAAAGCGAGAACUGGCAGGGCAAUAUUUCAGGAGGGAGGUUGAGUUGAACCAUAGAGGCCACUGGAUGUCUGUGAUUAGCGUCGGUUUCUCAAAUCUAGACAUUAGCUUGUGUGUCAUUCUUUAUGCCCUUUCUUUCACAUGUCUUCUAGCCAUGUGCGUUUUCUUUAGAAACCGCCUCAGGAGACGAAGGUUUAAAUUCGCUAUGCCUUGAACUAAACAUGUAAAAUUUCACCUGAGCAUCUCACUUUCACUGGGUUAAAAGGGAAUUUGUCAAGCUGUGGGAACAUGACUUUUAUUUUUAAAACUUUGUCAGUGUGGAUGUCUUGGGUUAGUGGUGAAUUGCUUUAAUUAAAAGAAAAUCAAGAUGGUACUUCGAGUAUCUUCCAGAUUCAUUCCAGAGAGAUGGUUAGUGGUGUAAAAUUUGCGCAGAUACAGUAAAUGUAUACUUCCAUACGUUCCUGUUUGGGGCGUUGAAACUCCUUCAGAGAUAACUUGUUUUUGUCCUUUUUUCCUCCACUAGUCGAGAAAAAUCAGAUCCACUUUUUUUUGUUUUUUAGCUAAAAUUUUCUCCCCUCUUUUCAUGCCUUUUAGUUGUGUUACAUCUUUAUAAUGCUUCUAUAACCCCUUUAAGAUUACUUAUAAACAUGGUUUCUAUCAGUCAUGCGAAUAGUAAACUGUCUUGAACAUUAGCCACCUUAAACCUAUUUAUCUUUCAAAGUGUUUAUUUAAAAUUAAUUGUUUUAAGGCAGCCUUCUCAAUGCUUAAUUUGGUUUGUGUCGUCUCAUACUGUAAGAGGACCAGUCAGUCUUUGAGCUGAGGAGAUCAGUCCGGUACGUCUCUCUGCUUUUCAAUGAUAUUUAUCAGAUGUCUUGGAAUAAAAGAUUACAUUUCCUAGUCCACAUGGUGGGAUAAACUGGUUGCUGUUGUGCUGUGGAAUGAUAAAAGUUCACACUGGAAAAUGUUUCAGAAAAGGCUUGAUUUGUUAGUCAUCUCACAUAAAAUUUAUAUUUGCCACUCUGAAUCAAUAAAAUUAUUUUUGAUAUGUU